AGGUCGUUUGAUUGGAAAAGAAUUAUUUCAAAAUUAUGGUGUAAAUAGCAAAAUUAACUAAUAUCUCACACCAAACACUUCAUAUUAUCUCAAAAUUAUUUAUCCAAUGUAAUUAGUCUAUUCAAUUAUUUAUUUAUUUAUUUAUAAGAGAAGAGUGUCUAUAUAUAACUUCUUCUUCUUCUCUCAGCUAAAACCCUAAAUUCUUGUCAACUAAAAACAAUGGAACCCGAAAAACCCCAAAUGGAAGAUGAAAUUACCAAAAAGCCCUCCAAAAAAGAAGCCGCCAAGGAAGAACGCCGCCGCAAAAAGGAAGCAUUGGCCGCCGCAUCCGCCGCCGCAGUCUCCGCCGUCACAAUCGAUGAAUCCGACCCGCUUUCAAGCAACUACAGGGACAUCGAGCUAAACGAUCUACAAUCCAAAUCAAUAACGGGUCGAAAAUGGACAGAAGUCGGGUCAAUUAUACCCGAAUUGAAGGACCAGGUGAUACUGACUAGGGGAAGAGUACAUACGAUUCGACCGGUUAGUAAGAAGAUGGCGUUUGUCGUUGUGAGAGAACGAGGAUUUACGGUGCAAUGUGUGUUGAAUGUGAAGCCUGAAUUGGUUAGUUUACAAAUGGUGAAAUUUGCUACUAGUUUGAGUAAAGAGUCAAUUGUUGACAUUGAAGGCAGUGUCUCGAUACCAGCUAAGCCAAUUACGGGUUGCACUCAACAACAGGUGGAAGUACAAAUAAGCAAACUUUAUUGUGUCAAUAGGGCUAUGCCCACACUACCUAUUAAUAUCGAGGAUGCUGCUAGAAGUGAAGUGGAGAUAGAACAAGCUUUAGAGAAAGGAGAGCAGCUUGUUCGCGUAAAUCAGGAUACUCGCUUAAACUUCAGAAUACUAGAUAUCCGCACACCUGCAAAUCAAGGAAUCUUUCGCAUUCAGUGUCAAGUUGAAAAUAUAUUCAGGCAGUUUUUGCUCUCGGAAGGAUUUGUUGGAAUCCACACUCCAAAAUUGAUUGGAGGGUCUAGUGAAGGAGGUUCGGCUGUUUUCAGAUUAGAUUAUAAAGGUCAACCUGCAUGUCUGGCGCAGUCACCUCAACUUCACAAGCAGAUGGCAAUAUGUGGUGAUUUUGGCCGUGUAUUUGAAAUUGGUCCUGUCUUUAGAGCAGAAGAUUCUUUUACACAUAGACAUCUGUGUGAGUUUACAGGUCUUGAUGCUGAAAUGGAGAUUAAGGAACAUUAUUCAGAGGUCAUGGAUAUUGUUGGCCGCUUAUUUGUAGCCAUGUUUGAUAGCCUGAAUGAGAUAUGCAAAAAGGAACUUGAAGCCAUUGGAAGGCAAUACCCUUUUGAACCUCUGAAGUAUUUACGAAAGACCUUACGACUUACAUUUGCGGAGGGGGUUCAAAUGCUAAAGGAAGCUGGUGUUGAAGUUGAUCCUCUUGGGGACCUAAAUACAGAAUCAGAAAGAAAGCUUGGGCAGCUUGUUGCUGAGAAGUAUGGAACUGAGUUCUAUAUACUUCACAAGUAUCCACUGGCUGUUCGUCCGUUCUAUACCAUGCCUUGUCAUGACAAUCCGUCUUACAGCAAUUCUUUUGAUGUCUUUAUCCGAGGUGAGGAAAUUAUCUCAGGAGCUCAACGUGUCCAUGUUCCUGAAUUGUUGGAAAAACGUGCUGGAGAGUGUGGAAUUGACGUGAAGACAAUAUCAACAUAUGUCGAUUCUUUCCGGUAUGGUGCACCUCCCCAUGGUGGAUUUGGAGUCGGAUUGGAGCGCGUAGUGAUGCUUUUCUGCGCCCUCAAUAACAUUCGCAAGACAUCACUUUUCCCUCGCGACCCUCAAAGGAUUGCCCCGUGAUACGUUCAUUUUCAAACUUACGUUCUAUUUUUGUUUCACUUCCAACUGGUUCGUGUUCAUGUUCUUGCAUGAAACCAAUAAGUAGAUGAUAACUACUACUAUAUCAAAGCUGCGCUUGAUUUUCUUAUCUAA
This is a messenger RNA of Capsicum annuum, 1965 nucleotides long. Its product is annotated as aspartate--tRNA ligase 2, cytoplasmic. Gene Ontology annotation, molecular function: aspartate-tRNA ligase activity; RNA binding; ATP binding. The coding region runs from base 220 to 1833 and encodes 537 amino acids. The transcript is spliced from 10 exons. NCBI's taxonomy places the organism in Eukaryota, Viridiplantae, Streptophyta, Magnoliopsida, Solanales, Solanaceae. Gene Ontology annotation, biological process: aspartyl-tRNA aminoacylation. Gene Ontology annotation, cellular component: aminoacyl-tRNA synthetase multienzyme complex; cytoplasm; cytosol. The record is from RefSeq and is a predicted model, not a curated record.